AUCAUACAUUCAGAAAACAUUUCGGCAACAAAAUAUGCAUCGAAAAAUCAGCUCUGCAGUUCAGUUCAUAUCCAUCAUCUCAGCAUUUUCCCUCUUACAUGAAGCUGCAGCAUCUGUAGCAAAGCCUAAUUGCCCUGAUAAAUGUGGCAAUUUGACAAUUCCUUACCCGUUUGGAAUCGGAGAAGGCUGUUACCUUAGCCAAUCAUUUGAGCUCACUUGCAACACUUCAUCAUAUUCUGCUACCUUAAUAAGUUUUGAGUCCAAGGUGUAUGAGAUUGAACAAGACCAUGUUGUUAUUGAAGGUCAGCUUGUUCCCUUCCGCUACAAUAAGUCAUCUGGCCAAAGCCGGCAUACAGUAAUAUAUUCCCCAUUCAGAGGUGAUUAUCAGUUUAGUUUUUCACAUACUGGGAACAAAUUUGUAGCCAUUGGAUGUGAUAUAUAUUCUUAUAUCAUUGAUCCGAUAACUGCUCAUAUUGUUGGCGGUUGCCCAUCCUUCUGCCGUAAUUCAUCCAUUAGUUUGUUGCCUCCUCCAUCAUCUUGCUCUGGAUUUAAUCGUUGCUGCCAGACCACUGUCCCAAUGGAACUCAGGAUGAUGCUAUUGUCCGUGCAUACCAUGAACACCUUUCAAAAAUCAUGGGAGUCUGAUCUGUGUAGCUUUCUCAUGAUUGCACAUAAGGAUUUCUCCGACUUCAACAAGUUUAACUUUUCGAGUUGUAAAGGCAGCGAUGGGGUUCCUACAGUUCUGAACUGGGGAAUUGGAAAUAUUAGCUGCCAUGAAGCUGUGGAAAAGAGCAGUUACGUGUGUGGAGAAAACAGUCAAUGCAUAAAUUCAAGUACUGGAGUCGGAUACUCGUGUAGAUGCUUGCAAGGUUUUCGAGGGAAUCCUUAUCUCCACGACGGUUGCCAAGAUAUCAAUGAGUGUGAAUCUCCUGAAAAGAAUAAGUGCCCUAAGGACGCUAUCUGCGUUAAUUCUCCUGGCAGCUACUACUGCACUUGUCCACCAGGUUACCGCAGGGGGAAAUAUUUUGGUCCAUCAUCACCACAUGCAUGCCUACCAGAUGGAGUGAAACGGAAAUUGGUUGCAUUCAUCUCGUUAGGCAUUGGACUUGCAAUUGGCUUUCUAAUCUUGGCAUUAGGCUGCCUUUGGACGCACCGUCACCUGAAGAAAGUAGAAGAUGACAGAGCCAAAAAGAGGUUCUUCAAAAGAAACGGUGGUUUGUUGCUACAACAAAAGGUAUCUUCAAGUCAAGGAAAUGUAUUAGAAGCAAGGCUUUUCAUCACACAAGAGCUGGAAAAGGCUACAGACAAUUUCAAUGAAAGCCGUAUUCUAGGCAAAGGUGGACUUGGCACCGUCUACAAAGGAAUGCUAUCAGAUGGAACUAUUGUUGCUGUGAAAAAAUCAAACAAAAUUGAUCAAGAAGAAGUGUCGCAGUUUGUUAAUGAAGUCGUCAUCCUCUCACAAAUAAGUCAUAGACACAUAGUGAAAUUGUUAGGUUGUUGUUUGGAAACCGAAGUUCCAUUACUUGUAUAUGAAUAUGUGUCAAAUGGCAGCCUUUGGCACCAUCUCCAUGAUGAUCCUAGUGGUAGGAUGAUCACUUGGGACAAUCGUUUGUGUAUUGCCACAGAAGUUGCGGGGGCGCUUGCUUAUUUGCACUCAUAUGCUUCUACAGCCAUUUUCCACCGGGAUAUAAAGUCAAGCAACAUAUUGUUGGAUGAGAACUACAGGGCUGUUGUCACUGAUUUUGGGAUUUCAAGGUCAGUACCUACUGAUAAAACACACUUAACUACGCUAGUCGGAGGCACAUUUGGUUACCUAGACCCUGAAUACUUCCAGUCCGGGCAACUCAAUGACAAAAGUGAUGUUUAUGCCUUUGGUGUAGUUCUUGCCGAACUUCUAACAGGCCAAAAGGCUGUGUCUUCUGAUAAAUCUGACGAAGGUUUGGUUAUUAAGUUUCGUUCUGCAAUAGAGGAGAACCGAUUGUUUGAAAUUUUGGACAGGAUAGUUGCAGAUGAAGGCUUAGAUGAGGAAAUUCUUGCGGUUGCUAAGCUUGCAAAAAGAUGCCUAAAACUCAAUGCUAGAAAAAGGCCAAGCAUGAAGGAGAUAGCUGCUGAACUUGAUCAACUGAGGAGGAUAAGAGAAGGGUCAAUAGGUAAAGAAAGUUUUCAGAGUGGUUACUGCUCAGUGAGUCAAAGAUCUCAUAGUUGCAAUGUUGAUUUAACUACUGAAGAUGGCCCAGAGGAAGAUGCACCGCUGGAUGUUUUCUGUAGAGUAUAAGAACUCUUGUGAUUUUGUUGUUGCAUACUUGCAUGUUUUCUGUAAAUUGUUGAAUCAUUCAUCACUCGUGUCUGAAUUCUUCUGUUUUCGGUAGUUUUGGGACUUU
Coffea arabica (coffee) is the source of this 2381-nucleotide messenger RNA. RefSeq names its product wall-associated receptor kinase 5-like. Gene Ontology annotation, molecular function: calcium ion binding; ATP binding; protein serine/threonine kinase activity. The record is from RefSeq and is a predicted model, not a curated record. Gene Ontology annotation, cellular component: plasma membrane. Lineage: Eukaryota; Viridiplantae; Streptophyta; Magnoliopsida; Gentianales; Rubiaceae. Gene Ontology annotation, biological process: protein phosphorylation; cell surface receptor signaling pathway.